Messenger RNA from Solea solea (common sole), 2853 nucleotides. Its product is annotated as zinc-binding protein A33-like. Gene Ontology annotation, molecular function: zinc ion binding. The transcript is spliced from 2 exons. The coding region runs from base 16 to 1779 and encodes 587 amino acids. NCBI's taxonomy places the organism in Eukaryota, Metazoa, Chordata, Actinopteri, Pleuronectiformes, Soleidae. The record is from RefSeq and is a predicted model, not a curated record.
ACUAACACAUCAGCCAUGGCGUCUGUUCCUUACUGCCAACAUUUGACUUGCUCUAUCUGCCUGAGCAUCUUCACCGACCCGGUGACAUUGCUGUGCGGCCACUCUUUCUGCAGAAUGUGCAUCACAGACGCCAGGAACACUCAGCGCUUUUGUCCAGAGUGUCGGACGCCCCUUCCUCAGGAAGAGACCCGUCUUCCAACCAGCCAUAUACUGAAAAACCUCGCUGAAAAGGCUAGAAACACAAAGGAGGCGAAGGCGGAGCAGGAAUUUGAGAAUGAAGAGGUGGCCAACUUGUGCCCUGAACAUGAUGAGAAGUUGAAACUGUUCUGUGUCACAGAUCAGCAGUUAGCUUGUGUCAUAUGCCGAGAUGGAGCGACUCACCAACAACACAUAUUUAAACCAGUUGAAGAAGCAGUAGUGUCUCUGAGGAAGCAGCUGGAGGCACUGGUGCAGCGCAUCUCUAAUGAUGUUGGUGCAACUGAAAAUCUGGCCAACAAUCAGAGUGAAGAGAUAACUAAAACCAAAGAGAAGUCAAAGCAGCUGAUGACCCAUAUCUGCAAACAGUUCAAGGAGAUGCGUGAGUUUUUGAGAAACAGAGAAGAACAGAUCAAGACAGAUCUGAAACACAAAGCGGAAGAUGCUGUCCAGAAAAUGACUAAGACAUUAAAUGCAAUAGAAACAGCUAUAACAGAGAGCCUCGUGCUGGAGGUAAAAGUUGCUUCUGCUUUGGAAAUCACAGACACUUACAAGUUCUUGAAGUGGUGGAGUGAGAAUAAUAGUGAGCCUCCAGAACAUUUAUUUAGACCAAGAGCCAAAGACUUCCAAGUGGUGAAAACAUAUCUCUCUUUGGGACCACACGAAAGUCACCUGCAGUUCUUUGUGUGGAAGGAGAUGCUCCAGGUUAUCCAGCCCCGAGCAGAACUGCUGUCACUCAGAAGAAAUAGCACAGAUAUAACAGUGUCUGAUGAUGGACGGAGUUUGUUUUGUACACCCAAAAGCAUGCCACCUCACUUAUACCCUUCCUUGGUUCACAAUACCAUUACAGGACAUGGCCAAACCAAGCACAGUCCAUUAUUUAGCCCUGACACAGGAUUUGGCCAACUCAUGGCCAUUCCUUCUUUGACGUCCGGUGCAAGAUUUGGCCAAACCCAGACAAAUCCUCAAUUUGGCUCCGGUGAAGGAUUGGUCCAAACCACAAGUAGCCCUUCAUUUUGCUCCAAUGCAAAAUUUGGACAAACCAGAACAAACCCCCCAUUUGCCUCUAGUAUGGGAUUUAUGGCCAAUCGUUUUUGUGGGUCCAAUGCAGGAUUUGGCCAAACCAAGACCAAUCCUCCAUGUGGCUCUGUUGCAGGAUCUGGCCAACUCAUGGCCAAUCCUUCUUUUGGGUCCAGUGCAGGAUUUGGCCAAACCAUAAUUUCAGACAAAUAUAAUGCAUUUAGCGAUGAUGAGUUCUAUUCAGGGCAUCAUUACUGGGAGAUAGAUGUUGGACACAGAGAGUAUUGGGAGCUAGGGAUCAAAAAUACUUUCCUAAAAUACGAUGGCCGGAAAUAUUCCACCUGCAGUUCAAACAUAAUCACGGAGCUACAGUUUGAAGGCAGACCAAGAAAGAUUGGGAUUUAUCUAAAUUGCUCAUCCAAGAAGGUCUCAUUCUAUGAUGCAGACAACAUGACACAUAUUCACACUGUGAGCUCACGAGCCAUGCCCUCGCCAAUGUCAGCGUAUUUUAACAUCAGAUACAGAACACCAGAUCCUAAUCCCAUGACAGUGUGCUGGUACUGACUACUGCAUGUCCAAUGAAAAAGACAAAUUUGGGGCGAAUAACAAAUCACUGUUUUUUGGGGGGCAUUUAGUGGGCAUUUACUGUUUCCAUCACAACUUAGUUUAGUCAUUCUCCCUUGAAAACAGACUGCUACUGUAAAUAACACUUGAGAAUGUCCGUAUAACAAAUUACAAUUUGCAACUAAUCUUUUGAUUGCCUUCAAAACUCAUACCAAAUAUAAUAAGAUACACUUAGUGUAAGAAGGUCAACCAACAGAUAACAUUUUUUCUCAAUACCUGAUAUUAAGACUGGGACUCUAACUUUCUUAUAGCUUGUCUGUUUGCUCAUUGCAUUCCAUGAAUUUUGUUUGCAUUUAUAUCACGUUAUGGCGUGUUAAGCAAUUACAUCAUGUUACCAUUAUGCUAUUACAUGUUACACAUUUACAUUAUGCCACACAUUACAUUGUUUUGUGUGGGUUUGAAUUUAAAUGGUCAUCAUACUGGUUCAAAAGAGACAACAUAAUGCUUUCUGUUGAUAUGAAAUUGUUAAUGCUGCAUACUGUUUGGGUUUUAUAAGGCAUUAUUUUAAGCUGUGAAUUUCUUUUAGAUUUCUGUUUUGUUUGAGAUUUGUGGAUGAUGAUUGACAGGUAAAACCUAAAUACUAAAAAGCGGAACUGACAGACAAUCAGGUUAGUUUGACCAAUAAUGAAUUUAAAAUAUGCUGAUGACACAGUUAUCUCACAAGGAAAGUUGUAGCUCAUUGACUUGCUUGCAUUGUCUUUCUCUUUCUUUUUAGAAGUCAACAAACAUUUUAAACUUUGUUUAAUAGUACAGAUUCUAAAGAAAGUUGUUUACAGUAGCCCCUCAGUUUUUAUUUUUAGUAGCCAUGGUAUAUGAUACAGUGUACAGUGCAGAAUGCCAGUUAUUUUGAACAUUGUUUUCUGAACUUGACUGGUGUGUAAAUUUGUCCGUGUGACUUUGUGUGUAGAAUCCCUGAAUUUGUGAUUUAGCAGAUUUAACACUGUCCAUGUGCAACAUUGUCUCAUAAAAAUAGUAUAUUCCAAAAUGAAUAAACUGCUGUUUUACUAUGUAUCA